This is a messenger RNA of Aspergillus calidoustus, 2820 nucleotides long. NCBI's taxonomy places the organism in Eukaryota, Fungi, Ascomycota, Eurotiomycetes, Eurotiales, Aspergillaceae. The record is from the annotation of a GenBank genome assembly.
AUGGCGGCCGAAAAGAUCGAUGGCACCCAGAUCGCAAAGGAUAUCCGCGCGGGGUUGAAGAGUGAGAUUCAGCAGAUCCAGCAGUCUAACCCUCGAUUCAAACCCAGCCUUGUCAUCUUUCAGGUCGGCAGCAGGUCUGAUUCAAGCACAUAUGUGCGCAUGAAGCUCAAGGCUGCCGAGGAAGCGGACAUCCUUUGCAAAGUCAUCAACUUCCCCGAGUCUAUCACACAACCCGAGAUCCUCCAGGAGAUCAGCCAGGCCAACAAUGACCCUUCAGUACAUGGAAUCCUCGUCCAACUGCCCCUACCCCAGCACCUCUCUGAGCACACAGUUACCUCCGCUGUCGCUGACGAGAAAGACGUUGAUGGAUUUGGAGCCAUAAACAUCGGGGAGCUGGCCAAGAGGGGUGGCCGCCCUCUGUUUGUGCCAUGCACUCCCAAAGCCGUGAUGGCCCUUCUCAAGGCCAGCGGUGUUGACCCUGCUGGCAAGGAGGCAGUUGUGCUUGGACGAAGCGACAUUGUCGGAAGCCCUGUUAGCUAUCUUCUCAAGGACGCGGAUGCCACUGUAACUGUCUGCCAUUCCAAGACCCCCGAUAUCCCCCGCAUUGUGAAGAACGCGGACAUCAUUGUGGCAGCCAUUGGAAAGGCUGAAUUCAUCAAGGGAGAGUGGGUGAAGCCCGGCGCUGUCGUGAUUGACGUCGGUAUCAACUACAAGCCAGACUCUACGAAGAAGUCCGGUCAACGCCUUGUUGGCGACGUCGACUUUGAGACUGCCUCCCAAGUGGCCUCGAAGAUUACACCCGUUCCUGGUGGUGUUGGCCCUAUGACCGUGGCCAUGCUGUUGGAGAACGUCGUCGCCUCCGCCAAAGCGUACUUCGAGAAGCAGAAGGAGCGCCACAUUACCCCGCUCCCAAUCAAAUUGACUACUCCCGUCCCCUCAGAUAUCGCCAUCUCUCGCGCACAAUACCCGAAGCCCAUCACACAAGUGGCCACAGAGAUUGGUAUUGCGCCUCACGAGCUUGAGCCUUUCGGUCACACCAAGGCCAAGGUAAGCCUUGGAGUCCUCAACCGUUUGUCACACCGCCGCAAUGGCCGAUACAUCUUGGUCUGUGGUAUCACUCCGACUCCCCUCGGUGAGGGCAAGUCGACAACGACCUUGGGUCUGAGCCAGGCUCUCGGUGCGCAUCUCAACCGUGUCGUUUUUGCAAAUGUUCGUCAGCCGAGUCAGGGUCCUACGUUCGGAAUCAAGGGAGGAGCUGCCGGUGGAGGAUACAGCCAGGUUAUUCCCAUGGAUGAAUUCAAUCUGCACUUGACUGGUGAUAUCCACGCAAUUACCGCCGCCAACAACCUUCUUGCCGCUGCUAUUGAGACUCGGAUGUUCCACGAGUCUACCCAGAAGGAUGCCGCUCUCUACAGACGUCUCGUUCCCGAAAAGAAGGGCAAGCGCGAGUUCCUGCCCAUCAUGUACAAGCGCCUGAAGAAGCUGGGUAUCACCAAGACCGACCCCAAUGAGCUCACUGAAGAUGAAAUCAACCGAUUCGCCCGACUAGACAUUGAUCCCUCGACCAUCACUUGGCGCCGUGUUCUGGAUGUCAACGAUAGACAUCUCCGCGGAAUCACCGUUGGACAGGCUCCCACAGAGAAGGGACUGACUCGUGAGACUGGAUUCGACAUCUCUGUCGCGAGUGAGUGCAUGGCUAUUCUUGCACUGAGCAGCAGUCUCGAAGACAUGCGAGAGAGACUCGGCCGUAUGGUCGUUGCUACUUCACGGCGCGGCGAGCCAGUUACUUGCGACGAUAUUGGUGCUGGAGGAGCCCUUGCUGCCUUGAUGAAGGAUGCUAUCAAGCCUAACCUGAUGCAGAGUCUGGAGGGAACGCCCGUUCUCGUUCACGCUGGUCCGUUCGCCAAUAUCAGUAUCGGAGCUAGCUCCGUGCUGGCGGAUAAACUAGCCCUGAAGCUCGCAGGUACUGAGCCCGAUGAGGACCACGAAGCCAAGACUGGGUUCGUUGUCACAGAAGCUGGUUUUGAUUUCACCAUGGGCGGAGAGCGUUUCUUCAACAUCAAGUGUCGGUCCUCAGGUCUGUCACCUGAUACGGUCGUCAUUGUAGCCACCGUUCGGGCCUUGAAGGUCCACGGCGGUGGUCCCGAGAUCAGCCCAGGCGGUGCCCUACACGAAGUUUACCGCACUGAGAACACUGAGAUUCUGCGCAAGGGAUGCGUCAACCUGAAGAAGCACAUUGAGAACGCCCGGCAAUACGGAGUCCCAGUCGUCGUCGCUAUCAACCGUUUCGAGACCGACACCGAGGCCGAGAUCGCCAUCAUCCGCGAGGAGGCUAUCUCUGCGGGUGCCGAAGACGCCGUUUCCGCCAACCACUGGGCGGAAGGUGGAGCCGGUGCUAUUGACUUGGCCAAGGCCGUCAUGGUAUCUAGCUCCAAGCCCAAGGACUUCAAGCUACUCUACGAUUUGGAUGGUAGCAUCCAGGAGCGCAUUGAGCGCAUUGGCAAGGUCAUGUACGGCGCAGACAAGGUGGAGUUUAGCGAACUGGCGCAGAAGAAGGUCGACACAUACACCGCGCAAGGCUUCUCUAACCUCCCCAUCUGUAUCGCAAAGACACAGUACUCCCUCAGCCACGACCCGGCGCUAAAGGGAGCCCCAACUGGAUUUACGGUCCCCAUCCGUGACGUGCGGCUGGCGGUGGGCGGUGGGUAUCUGUACGCGCUUGCAGCCGAUAUUCAGACAAUCCCCGGUUUGCCGACGGCCCCUGGCUACUUAAAUGUGGACAUCGACCCGGAAACUGGAGAGAUCGACGGGCUCUUCUAG